Messenger RNA from Panthera uncia (snow leopard), 10114 nucleotides. RefSeq names its product DENN domain containing 3 (gene DENND3). Lineage: Eukaryota; Metazoa; Chordata; Mammalia; Carnivora; Felidae. Gene Ontology annotation, cellular component: cytoplasmic vesicle. The transcript is spliced from 19 exons. The record is from RefSeq and is a predicted model, not a curated record. Gene Ontology annotation, molecular function: protein binding. Gene Ontology annotation, biological process: regulation of Rab protein signal transduction. The coding region runs from base 3868 to 6948 and encodes 1026 amino acids.
UAAAAGAAGUAACAUGGAGAUGGUUUGAAUGUUUUAAACUGUUGCUUACGUUUCGCCGUGUUUAAAUUCAGUUUCUCAACUUCUUACAGAAUUCUCUAUUAUGCUAUUUCUAAAGGUGGUUUGCCCAGCGGCCCGUGAUAAGCGGGCGUGUAGCUGGUGAUGAACCCCUUUAGUGGUUAAAGAACGUGCCUGGCUUUAUACUUUGCAUUUUUCUCUGUGGAUCUGGGAUCUGGGGUCCCUGGCACGCUCGUUCUGAGACGUCAGCUGUUUUAUCACACGAGGGUUUCAGGUCAAGGACGGUUGGAGAAAGGCAGCCCCCCCGUUCCCCUUUUGCUGAGUCAUGGGCCAGACUGCUGAGCCGUGAUGACUGACACCUGCCUGGCUCAGCAUUUUCCAGACUGACGUAACCACAGGGCACCUCUUGUUUUCAAACAGGCACCUGUCAGGUUAGCAUCUCGAAGCAGGUCAUAAAUGUUGACUCCGUUUCACUCAGUCCCUUCUGGAAGAUUAUGCAGACAAAUCUUGGUUCUCUGCAUUUUGAUUAUUAUUCACAGUGGAGAAAUCAGUUUUACUUAGGGAAAUGUGGUUAUGAACUCAGAAUGUGCAUUUUUAAUAUCGACCUAAGCCCAGUGGUCGGCAGCAGAGGGUGGGGGGUGGCGGGGAACCCCGCCAGAUGCGUUCCAGGCCUGGAGACCAAGCCGGUCGCCCGAAUGCCUUGGUUCCACUCCCAGAAACCUUUGCAGGGAACAUUUAUUGGGUUGUGUUGUGCAAGGAACUCAUCUUUAUUAUGUGUAUAAUUGGUAUUUUUUAUUGGACAGUGAAGUCAUCGAAGUUGACGUUCUUGCUCUAUAAACUCAACAGGUGUUCGCUGAGGACCUGCUAAGUAGCGAACAGAACCGGGUUCAGAACCGUUUGCGGGUUAACUGUGCUUACUGUAUUCUGCCUUUGAGCACGAGUAGCAUACAGAUAGUACCGUACCAAUUUCUGUGCCUCAGAAUCUUGGGCUGUCUCAUAUUUGGUUUUUCCACUUUUACCGCCCCGGUGAGAACGUUUACGGUGGGUCGUUCUUCACGUCUCUUCUCUUCACCCCUGCGUGCCCUCCAUCAUCCACCCCUGAGCGGCCCGCACCCGGCAUUUGCUCCCAGGCACCCACGCCCGCUGCCACCACCCCACUCUGGCCCACCAGCUUCUUCCACCUGCGUGACUCGAGGAACCACCGGUCUGGCCACGUCCCUUCCUGACCCUUCGUUAAGUUCAUCCUCUGCAUAGUGGCUGCAAAGAUUGUUAAAAUCCGUAAACUGGACUCUCCUUUUGUGCUGAAAACCCAACGAUGAUUUCUUGCUAUAUGCCUUCAGCCAGCCUUCCAUCUUGGCCCCUGUGUCCCUGUCCAGCUCUGUCAUGUGUCCUCACCCCCUUGCUCACUGUUCUCCAGCCACACUGGGGUUCCCUCCGUCCCUUGCGGGUGCUGCCCCAGGACUCUUGCACGUGCUAUUUCUGGAAGUGCAGCUGUCCGUUUUCCAGUUCCCGCUCAGCCCUCAGUUUCUUCGGAACAGCCCCUCGGUAACCUCCCACCCCUGUCUCGCUCUCAGCACCCAGCCCCCUUCCUGCAGAGCUCAGCACAGGCUGCGGUUAGGGCUGGUGCACGUGUGCGUUUUGUCCAGUGUCCAUCUCUGCCAUUGGACUCCAAGCUGCACGAGGACGGAGGCCCUGCCGGGGGCUGCGUGUGCAAGGCUGAUGCCACGCCCAGCAUCUGCCUCUCCCACAGCUGUUGAGCGAAGCAUCGGGGGUUCAGGGGUUCGGAUCUGGUCUUGAUUUUCACGAACUCGUCGGGACGAGCCGACUUUGGGGCAGGCUUGCCGCCGUGACCCUCCCCUAAGAGUCCUACUAGCUCUGGGGCUCCCAUGGACCCAGUGGCCCUGAUCCGUCUUAGGGAGUGUUGAGGCACCGUGACUGUUCCUAGUUCUGGGGAAAUGCGAGCAGUCCGUGGAGGCCAGGAGCCGAUUCGGCAGUAUUUUCCAGAACCCACUGCGAGCGGAGGUCCAUUUAGAGGCUCUGCAGCUCGUGCUCAGCUGUAGAUCUUGUGUUUUGAGCCGAGUGUGUGGGCGCCCGGUGCAGUUUCCCGUUACUCUGGGGCUGGGGCACGUCUGGUCCGUGCCCCCCUCGGACGGCACCUGGACCACUGGCUCGAGCGCAGCCCGGCCCCCGGGAGCCCCGCGUCCCUGGGCCCCCCGCCGCUUCUGCGCCCACCAGCGGGUCUGAUUUUACGGGCUCGCGGAUCACGGGCGUUACUGGACGUGCAGUGAGAUGUGGCUUUUCCUCCCACUGAACUUGACAGACUCACUCCCUGUGUCGCUUCGUGCGUGGAACCUGGUGUUUCUCUGGGGCUCCAGUCACGCUGAAGUUUGGCAAGCCUUUUCCUGAGAUGUCUUUCCUUCCUCUGUUUCUUCACCUGCGAGGUGGGUGGGGUGACAGCACCCAGCUGCUUGGGUGCAGGUCUUACGUGCCACGAGGUCACUGGCACGGCAGCGGACACAUCCCGGGGGCUGAGCGACGUCUCUGGUAGAAUCCCCAGCGUUCGUAUCUAGUUGUUCUCUGUCGCUGGGAAGCUGGCUGACACAAUUAUUGUUUGCAAUAUUUGAGGGGGUUUUUCCCAUACACUUUACAAUUAUUAAUAGUUCAUUGUGACUUAGAGCGUUUUUAAAAAUAAGUUUAUUUAUUUAUUUUGAGAGAGAGAGCGCAAGACGGGAGGUACAGAGAGAGAGAGAGAGAGAGAGAGAGAGAGAGAGAGUCCCAAGCAGGCUCUGCACUGGCCGCGUGGGGCCUGAUGUGGGGCUCGAACCCCCAAACCAUGAGGUCAGGAGCUCAGCUGAAACCCAAGGGUCGGAUGCUCAACCAGCUGAGCCACCCAGGCGCCCCCACGACUUGGAGCACUUAACUCUGCUUUCACUUGUUUCAAAUAAAGAGGGUGUUCCUGUCCACACGAGUCGCGCAUUUGGCUUCCAUGGACCAGUCGGUGACAGGAAGGCAGGCAGGGUGACAAGACGGUGUCGUCAGGAGGCCCUAGCAGAUGCACCGCCUGCGGGUUUCUCACACGAGCGUUCACUUGGUGUGGAUUGUGGACAUUUGUUCUGGAACCUUCUCCGCACCUGGUCUUCCGCGUUGCUCCAUUUCUCAUCCUUCCACGCUUGGCCUGGCCGGAGCUUCUCUGUCCUCAGAUUCGAUGCUGCGUCUCUCCGUGUUCCCUCCCACCACUGCUUGCACUCCGGCCUCUCCGUGCGUUUGGGGGGCUGCGGGGGCACGGGUGGCCCCAGCGUCUCCCAGACACCCGCCCUCGAGGCUGACACCCACAGUCAGGAACGAACGUGUCAUCGGGCAGGAAGGCCCCUUGGCGGAGGGGCCCCUACGGUGCCCCUACUUUCCCCUUCCGUCUACCACGCCUGUUAACAUAGAAGGGGCAUCUGCGUGUAGGGAAUUUGAACUGAGGUGUUAUUUUAAGACAGUAUCAUUUGGAAAAAUGGAGUCUUUCUCAACAGUUUCUUGAAUUACAGGUCUUCAAGGAGCUUUGACAACUAAAUAGAAGAUCCUGGGAGAAUCUGUAAUCUGCAGUGACCCGAAUGAUAAGAAAAACGUGUACUAGCUAAGAUUAACCCGGACAUGCUGGACUUAGAACUCGAGUGGGGGGCCAUCGUUGGGGGCCCAUCUGGGUGUCGGCCUGUUGCUGCCAACGGGCGGGGUGCUCGGUAACGGGAGCGCUCGGGGAACCUUGGCUGAAAGAGACGCCAAGUACUCGCUUCACCCGUGAGCCUUUAGCAGCAGCUCUGUGUCUCUGGACGGCUCUGUCGUUCUGCGACACGUGAGGUGUUCAACAUGAAGCCGCUGCAGAUCGUGUUUCCCUCCCGGGCGGACCCCGAGAGCCCGGUCGUCGACCUGGACCUUCACCUGCCCUUGCUGUGCUUCAGGCCCGAGCAGGUGCUGCAGAUCCUGACGUGCCUGCUGACGGAGCAGCGCAUCGUGUUCUUCUCGUCCAGCUGGGCUCUGCUGGCCCUGGUGGCCCAGUGCUUCCUCGCCUACCUGCACCCCCUGCAGUGGCAGCACACUUUCGUGCCCAUCCUGUCGGGCCAGAUGCUGGACUUCGUCAUGGCGCCCACGUCCUUCCUCAUGGGCUGCCACCUGGACCACUUCCAAGAAGUCAGCAAGGAAGCUGACGGUUUAAUUCUGAUAAAUAUCGACAAUGGGAGCGUCACCUACUCUAAUGACGAGGACAUCGAUGUUCCCGACAUCCCUCUCCUGGCGGCACAGACGUUUAUUCAGAGGGUCCAGAGCCUUCAGCUGCACCACGAGCUGGACCUCGCUCACCUGGGCGCCAGCACAGACCUGAACGAGGGGCGAGCCCGCAGGCGGGCCUGGCAGCAGGGACUCAACUGCCAGCUGCAGCAGGUGGCCCUGCAGCUGCUCGUCAGCAUCUUCAGGGAGGUGAAGAAUCACUUAAAUUAUGAGCACAGAGUGUUCAACAGCGAGGAGUUUCUCAAAACCAGAGCUCCGGGGGACCAGCAGUUUUACAAGCAGGUUCUGGAUACCUACAUGUUUCACUCUUUCCUUAAAGCCCGGCUCAGCAGAAGGAUGGACGCCUUCGCCCAGAUGGACCUCGACACGCAGUCGGACGAGGACAGGUUAAGCAGGAUGCUGCCGAGUCCCCGAAGACCGACCAUCGAGAAGAUGGCCUCCCGAAACUCGCCGUCCCUGCACGUCACUCACCGGCGCAUGGUGGUCAGCAUGCCCAACCUGCGGGACAUCGUGGCGCCGGAGCUGCCCGCCCGGAACUCGUCGCUCCGGAAGAUGGACUCCGAGGGCUCCAGGAGCAGCAGCACAGUUCCGAGCGUGACCCCCAAGGCGACGUGUUCCUUCAAGGUCCCGGAGAUCCACUUCCCGCUGGUGAGCCAGUGCGUUCAGGCCUACUACUCCGACUGCGUGGGCCUGCUGAGCAAGGCCAUGAGCCUGCUGGCCCCCGACAACUCCGUGCUGCUGGCCAGGUACUUCUACCUCCGGGGGGCCGUCCACCUGAUGCAGGGGCAGCUGCUGGACGCCCUCUUGGAUUUCCAGAGUCUGUACAAGACAGACAUAAGGAUCUUCCCGGCCGAUCUCGUCCGGAGGACGGUGGAGUCCAUGUCGGGCCCCGAGCGCACCCAGGCCGAGCGGGUGCCCGAGCUGCGACGCCUCAUCAGCGAGGUCGUGGACAAGCCCGGGGAGGCCCCCAAGCCGGACGACCGCGUGAAAAACUUCGAGCUGCCGAAGAAGCACAUGCAGCUGGACGACUUCGUGAAGAGGGUCCAGGAGUCGGGCAUCGUGAAGGACACCAACAUCAUAAACCGGUUGUUCGAGGCGUUGACUGUAGGUCACCAGAAACAGAUUGACCCGGAAACAUUCAAAGAUUUCUACAACUGCUGGAAGGAGGCCGAGGCGGAGGCCCAGGAGGUCAGUCUGCCUUCGUCGGUGAUGGAACACCUGGAUAAGAACGAGUGUGUCUACAAGCUGUCGAGCUCGGUCAAGACAAAUCGCGGCGUGGGCAAGAUCGCCAUGACCCAGAAGCGCCUGUUCCUCCUCACCGAAGGAAGGCCGGGCUACGUGGAGAUCUCCACCUUCAGGGACAUAGAGGAAGUCAGAAGUACCACAGUAGCCUUUCUGCUUCUGCGAAUACCCACUUUGAAGAUUAAGACGGCAUCCAAGAAAGAAGUCUUUGAAGCUAAUCUUAAGACGGAGUGUGACGUGUGGCACUUGAUGGUGAAGGAGAUGUGGGCCGGGAAGAAGCUGGCCGAUGACCACAAGGACCCUCAGUACAUCCAGCAGGCGCUGACCCACGUCUUGCUGAUGGACGCCGUGGUUGGCACGCUGCAGUCGCCUGGUGCCAUUUACGCUGCCUCCAAGUUAUCUUACUUCGAUAAGAUGAGGAACGAAAUGCCUGCGGCGGUCCCCAAGACGACCUCGGAGACCCUCAAGCACAAGAUAAACCCUUCGGCGGGAGAGACCCUGCCGCACGCCGUGGACGUCUUGCUGUACACGCCCGGGCACCUAGACCCGGCAGAAAGAGUUGAAGACGCUCGCCCCAAAUUAUGGUGUGCUCUAAGUGAGGGCAAAGUGAUCGUGUUUGACGCUUCCUCCUGGACGAUCCACCAGCAGUGCUUCCGAGUGGGCACUUCUAAGCUGAACUGCAUGGCGAUGGUGGAGCAGAGUCAGGUGUGGGUCGGCUCAGAGGACUCCGUCGUCUACAUCAUCAACGUCCACAGCAUGUCCUGCAACAAGCAGCUCACGGACCACCGCUCCGGGGUCACGGGCUUGGCUGUCCAGGGCGGGGCACCCAGCAAGGUGUAUUCGUGCAGCGUGGACGGGACGGUCCUGGCCUGGAACGUGAGCUCCCUGCGCGUGACCAGCAGGCUCCAGCUGCCGGGCGGCGGGCUUUCGUCCAUCCGCCUGCACGACGGCUGUCUGUGGUGCUGCACAGGUAGCGGCAUCGUGGUCGUGACGACGGGUGGAUCUCUUCGUCAGGAACUGAAGGUGGAGGAGAACUCUAAGGACGCGAGCACCUCCUUCCUGGGUUUCCAGCUCCUCCCCGAGCAGGAGCAGCUGUGGGCGGCGUGUGCCGGGCUGGACGGCGUCUACAUCUGGAGCCUCAGGGACCUGGCCCGGCCCCCUCAGCGGGUCCACCUGCAGGACUGCGCCGAGGUCAGCUGCAUGAUCAGGGUGAAGAAGCAGAUCUGGGUAGGCGGCACAGGCCGGUCACAGGGGAAGUACAAAGGGAAAAUCUAUGUGAUCGACGCCCAGAGGAAGACGGUGGAAAAGGAGCUGGUGGCCCACACGGACGCGGUAAAGACCCUGUGCUCGGCAGAGGACAGAUACGUGCUGAGCGGGUCGGGCAGCGGGGAGGGGAAGAUCGCCAUCUGGAAAGUCGAGUAAACGUGGGUGAACGUGCCGAGCCGGGCUGUGCUCUGAGGGCCGCGUGCCUUCCGCCCCUCGCCGGCGCUCUCCGGAGGUGGUGGCUGGGGGUGGGGGCACCGCUGUGUCCCUUGCACGUGCCCGUUUGGCUCCUCGGCCUCCCGACGCAUAACGCACUUUCUCUCUCGCACUUUCCUGAUUAAACUGUGCCAACAGUGUUUCGGGUUGGGGUGCUUCUCAGGCAGGCGGAUGCAUCAACUUGCUAAUAACCUCUGUGAAGUUACCCAGUGUCGUCUAGAAGGUUCCAGAACCCAUGACCAAGGGCGAGUGCCGGAGCCAGUCAGAAGGGAUUUAGCCAGAUCACAUACGACCUGCAGACCUCAUUUCUCUGGUUCUGCCUUCUCUACUUCAUUCAAUGAAUACAUUUUAAGCAUCAGGCUUACAGGAGGCCUACGGCCUUCGGUUGGCUUCUUGUGGCCAGAAAAGUUCACGAGAGGAGGUGUUUUUUAAAUGACUGCUUUGUGGUUGAACGGAUUUGUGCCUGCCCUUGCUGUCCCCAUCAGAGCAGGUGACCCAAGAGGGGACAGGGAGGGGACAGAAUGCGAUAAGGGUGUGUGCACAGGGGUUGGGCUCGCUCAGGCAGGCUCUGGAUUUAACUAAGGCGAAAUUCUUAUGAUGAAGAAACCUAGAGAAACUUUUCUACCAAAGAUCACAGGCGAAAACUUCCGUCUAAAAUAGCACACACAACCUCAUCUUCCGGUGAAGUUGCCGUCAUUUGCCUUAACGUACGUUUCACCUGUCUGCCUGUGGAGUGCACGCCAGACAUGUCCGUAGGAGGUGCUUGAUUAUUUAACCGAAGAGGAUCUCAUUAGCUCUAAAUAACUACACAUUUGCAGAAAAAGACCUUUUAUACGUUUGUACUAUAACAUUGAGAUUUCAUUCCCUCAGGGUCCGGCAGGGAGGGUUCUGGGCUGUGGAGGGGGCACCCGCCUGACUCACCGUGUGAGGGCCCGUGGCCUGUCCCCCGUGGACCCGCCACGAGCUCAGCCACGGAGGGGCCUGCUGGACUCUGCCCUGGGCUUUUGGAAUCAGACACUGUGCUGGACCUCACUCACCCUGGGAGGUCUCAGAGGGUCUCUGGCCAAGUUCUGGUAGCAGCUACAGGAUCUCCAGACGAAAGCUUUGACCAGGACCCGGGCUGGGUCUACAGGACCUAAGCGUUUUGCAAGGUCCAGACCACUGACCCAGAUUUUGGGGUGCUCUGGGAAUGUGGUACAGAGAACAGCCAGGUGGCCUCAUGCCCCCAUGACUAUGCUUACAAAGGGGGUGCGCUCCCGACUUCCAGAAGGAAGACUCGGCCAUAAACAAAGUGCGGGAGGUUGAAUUCUGCUUUUGCAAACACAUGGAAGAUUGCGGUCAAAUCCUGUCAGAAACACACAUGAAUUAUUUAAUGUCCGUCCACACGUGACCAGGCGUUUUCACCUUGUCAACAGUAAAUUCCUUUAUUAAAGACUGAGGUCUUGUUUUCGUUCUUUAUCCAACAUUAACCGGUGGGAGAGAUCUGUGAAAUAAGACAGGACCCCUUUGGAUUUGCUGUUAAUUCCGAGCGCCCAUCAAGUUGUUCUAAUGCAGGCGUUUCAUUUCCUUUAUUCUUGGUGAUCAUUUCCAAGAUCUUACUUGACAGUGAUAGAGUGGCCAGUGGGGCUUGUUGAAAUGGAAAGGGUGCUUUAUGCCUUCGGUAUUUCCUCGGUGACCUGAAGAGGGUCCACGAUGACUGAGGUGUCGUAGGAGAGCCCCAAAUGAGCUGGAAUUCAUUCAGCAGACAAUGCCCUCCUUGCCUUGGCUUCAGGAACCUGAAUUCAGUUGGUACCAAAAAAGUGUUUAUCUUGUACUAGAAGCCAAUCUAUUACAGCUUCAGCUCUCCAGCUGUAUUUCAGACAGCGGGAGAGAAAGCUUGCUUUUGGGUGCUGGCACGGCUCCACAACGCCGACCAAAUCUUGCCCCACUUUAACUUACUGCUGAAGUUAAAGAUGAUCACUGGUCUUGGUGAUUUGUUCUCCGAAGAUGUGAACUCACCGGCUGCUCUCAAAUGACAGCCUUGGUAUCGGAUGUGAUUGUAACGUCUGAAUUAAAAGUGCAUGACUUCUGUCCAUUCCUAGAAGAUUCCUUAGGAAGACGAAGGGGUGCUUUCUCCCCAUGGCUGAGGAGGGUGUGGAUAGAAAGCCAGGCAGAGUUGCCCUGCUGUCUCCAGUGCCUGGAAGUGUUUGUAUUUCUUACAGCAACGCCACGGGGCCCCCAGGAGGUGAGGCAGAGAGGCUCAUCUGUGAGCCGCCGCUCAGCUGUACGUGACCCCAAGCGCACACAGGGACUCCAAAGCUCUGGGUUUCUGUGCCCUGGACCAGAGCGGGGGCCCGAGGCCCUGGGUGAGGCCACGGGGCCGGCCGCCUAUAAAGCGGAGGGCAUUCCUUCAUGCUGGGUUGGUUUGGUGGCUGUGAAGGGCAUUCCGCUGCUGGGCCCAGAACAGCCCAGGGAAUAUCCACCCAGGCUGCUUGCCGGGCUCUUGUGAAAAUAUUCAGAAAGAGCUUGUAAAGAGGCAACAGUGGCUGAAGGAGGCUGAGCAGCGGCCCUUUCUGAGGCCCUGCCCCCAGAGGCUGUGGGGGUGGCCCUAGAGAUCUCCAGAUGAGGUCAUCCUGGCUUAGGGAGGGCCCUAAAUACAGUGACAGGUGUCCUCAGAAGAAGAGAAGACACAAGAGACCACCAGGCACAUCAUCUACAAGAGACGCACGUUAAAUAUACAAACACCCGGGAGAAGAGCCCGGGGGCAGUGGGCGGGGGUGGGGUACGCACAGCUAUGCGUGUCCGACAAAACAGCCUCCAACUCAAGGUACAGACACGGUGUGCGUGGUGCUGAAAAGGCGACUCAGUUCAUAGUGGUGCCAUUAUUAAUUCAUACAAUGUAAUAAUCCUUGAGAGCACUUAACGGAGAUUCGAGACCCUUGAGGGAAACGUGGAGGAACCAUAGGAGGAGAUGGUCACGUCCACAGUAGUUGGGAGACGUUAACACCCUUCUCUUCGGUAAGUGACAGAACCAGUGGACAAAACAUUAACAAGCACAUAGAACAUUCCCCACCGUCCACCAGCGAGACCUGGCAUUAUACAUUACCCCUCACAAUAGCAGAAUAUCCCU